Gadus chalcogrammus (walleye pollock) is the source of this 4102-nucleotide messenger RNA. It is a transcript of the gene tmem185a, whose product is annotated as transmembrane protein 185. Bases 166 to 1227 code for a protein of 353 amino acids. The transcript is spliced from 7 exons. The record is from RefSeq and is a predicted model, not a curated record. NCBI's taxonomy places the organism in Eukaryota, Metazoa, Chordata, Actinopteri, Gadiformes, Gadidae.
GCGCUGCACAGGAAGCAAAACAAACGGGCUAGUUGGGCUAGCUGGACGUCGUUGUAAACCUAACACAAAAAUGUACGAAAAUCGACAAUAAUAACGACAGCUAACCGGCCGAGGAGUAAAAUGGAUUUGUUAUAAGGAUAUCGUCGAGGACUUUACAGUUCAGCCAUGAAUCUAAGAGGGCUGUUCCAGGAUUUCAACCCGAGUAAGUUCCUGAUCUACUCGUGCCUGCUGCUGUUCUCGGUGCUGCUGGCGUUGCGGCUGGACGGGGUCAUCCACUGGAGCUACUGGGCCGUGUUCACGCCGAUAUGGAUAUGGAAGCUCCUGGUGAUCAUCGGGGCCUCUGUAGGGACGGCCGUCUGGGCCCACAACCCCCAGUACAGGGCGGAGGGGGAGACGUGUGUGGAGUUCAAGGCCAUGCUGAUCGCCGUGGGUCUCCACGUGCUGCUGCUGAUGUUUGAGGUGCUGGUGUGCGACCGCGUGGCCCGGGGAGCCUACUUCUGGCUGCUCGUCUUCAUGCCGCUCUUCUUCGUCUCCCCCGUGUCCGUGGCCGCCUGCGUCUGGGGCUUCAGACACGACCGCUCCCUGGAGCUGGAGGUGCUCUGCUCGGUCAACAUCCUGCAGUUCAUCUUCAUCGCCCUCAAGCUGGACAAGAUCAUCAACUGGCCCUGGCUGGUGGUGUGUGUCCCCCUGUGGAUACUCAUGUCCUUCCUGUGCCUGGUGGUCCUCUACUACAUCAUCUGGUCCGUGCUCUUCCUGCGCUCCAUCGACAUCAUCGCCGAGCAACGCCGCACACACAUCACCAUGGCGAUCAGCUGGAUGACCAUUGUGGUGCCACUGCUCACCUUCGAGAUCCUGCUGGUCCACAAGCUGGACGGCCACAACAGCCUGAGCUUCGUGUGCGUCUUCGUCCCGCUCUGGCUCUCCCUGCUCACCCUCAUGGCCACCACCUUCGGACACAAGGGAGGCAACCACUGGUGGUUCGGAAUCCGCAAAGACUUCUGCCACUUCCUGCUGGAGCUCCUCCCCUUCCUGCGGGAGUACGGCAACGUGUCGUACGACCUCCAGCGGGGCAGCGAGGAUCUCGAGGAGGACGUGCCCGUCGCGCCGGAGCCGCCGGCGCCCAAGAUGGCGCCCAUCUUCCACAAGAAGACGGGCGUGGUCAUUACGCAAAGCCCCGGGAAGUACUUUGUCCCGCCGCCCAAGCUCUGCAUCGACAUGCCUGACUAGGGCGCCGAUCCAAAAUGGAGGACAGGAGUGUCGGUUUUUCCGACUGGUUGAGAACCUGAAGUGAGGGACACCUAUUAAACGGGAGCGUCAAGAACUAUAAGGAGUGUAAGGACUUACGUGCAUCCUAUACUUAUUGUACGUGGUUAUACUGAUCCGGAGCUGUUGGCGCUCAUUCCCCCGUCCUCGUGGACCUCUGGAAGAAACUUCCAGUAUCUUCUGUAACCAAUGGAUCCAGGACUCAACGAGGAAUAAAAGCCCCAUGAAAGCCCCAAAAAUGGCACUUUGUAAGAGGCCUCUUUUCCGAAGAGGGCUGUAGCUGUAAGAGAGUGUGUACAUACCAUAAUAAUCUGACCAGGGGACCACAGUGAGUUUAGUAAUGUGCCAACUGUAAACGUUACUUCAACAUUAUUAAUAUAUCGUUCAUGUUGUUAUUCUUUCCUUUCCCGAUAGUCCUGUGUGUCUGAGUAAACACCUCUGUCGUACCACCCACACACUGUCGCUCUGAUUUGCAGCCGAUAAAACAACAUGUGUGCGACAGUUGUUAUUUUCCUUUAACCCAGUCAGGUAAGUUAUAUUUUCAGUUAAAAUGUCACCCAACUUAUACUUUCCCAUUGUAAAUACACUGUACAUGUUACAACCCUUUGUUUUUUUAAACGUUAAUAAAGGCCUCGGUUACAAUUUGUUAAAAUCUGUAAUUGAAGACCAACUGCUAUGAAACUUUGCUUAAUAACGAGGCAAAUUAGUUUUAUACCUCAAUGAGGAGCACUAAGCACCAUUGUUGUAGAGGUCACUGAACAUAUGCCCCACCCACCCUCUUAGUAUUUUAACCUUUUUUACUUCAUGCCAUCUUUUUAUAUUCUGUGUCCACUCCACCGUGAGCCACGGUAACAAAAUAUCGUUUAAUAUGUGCACUGGUGCACUUAUUGAAUGACAAUAAAACAAGUCUAAGUCUAUAUAUGAACAUAUAUGAACAUGUAUUUGUUAUAUAUUGGCAGAUUAUUUAUUUUAUAUGGUUUGGCCGUAAUAACGGAAAUUUCAAAUCAAAUAUGGUAGUCAUUUUAUUUUAUACCUUAUACUUCAGAAAUGCUCAUAGCUCAGAUACAGAAAGGUACAUCAACUUUAGGGUAUUUGGAAAGUGGUUUGUACCAAAUUAAAUGAAUAUGAGCCAGAAAAGGCGCACAUUAAUUGUAUGCGGGAAUUGUCUGAAUGUAGGUCAGGCAGGCGAAAGGCAUAGGCCCUAUAGCUGGAAUGGAAGGAGGCCUGGGUUUAAUUCAUAAAGAUUUUUGUUUCCCUUCAACGAUAAUUUUACUUUGAAAUCUAAUGAUAUCAUUUCUUUUGUAUUGUCAAUUGUCAUAUAUAAUUUUCAUAUCAAUCCCCCAGCCACCGUAGGGAAGCAGAAUGAAUGGUUGCUCUUGAGAUCGGGUUUCAAGUCCCGUGGAUGUGCUUCAAUUGAAGCCUCUUUUUUUUCUCUAUCAUGUGCAUGGUAAAGUCAAGCCAAAAAUGCUCUGGUAGGCGUCUUGGUGGUGCAGCGGUAAGGGCUGUUGGUUAACGCUCUGUAGACUCUGGUUCGAGUCCCCGCUCACAAGGCUGUCAAGAACUGGGAAACCCCAAAAGGUCCCUCCUGCUCAGAACCAGGGUAUCAGUCCCCUGAUGGAGUAUACCAAUGGUUACAUCUUAUAUCUCUAUCAUGUGAAUGGUAAAGUCAAGUAUAACCUCCAAACACGUACUGGUAAGCGUCUGGGUGGUGCAGCGGUCAGGGCUGUCGGUUAAAGCUCUGUAGACUCAGGGUCGAGUCCCCGCACGCACGGCUAAUAAGAAUGAUGAGCUUUCAGACACGUUGUAGGUUCAGGUGCACUGCUCAGAACCAGGGAUUAAGAGGUACUGUAAUGGAUACAUCUUAUUUCUCUAUCAUGUGAAUGGUAAAGUCAAGUAGAACCUCCAAGCAUAUUCUGGUAAGCGUCUGGGUGGUGCAGCGGUCAGGGCUGUUGGUUAACACUCUAUAGACUCAGGUUUGAGUCCCCGCAUGCACGCAUGGCUAAUAAGAAUGUUGAGCAUUCAGACACUAUGAGACACAUACACGGCCACCAGAGGUACGUUAAUGGAAACAUCUUAUUUCUCUAUCAUGUGAAUGGUAAAGUCAAGUAUAACCUCCAAACAAGUUCUGGUAAGCGUCUUGGUGGUGAAGCGGUCAGGGCUGAUGGUUAAUGCUCUGUAGACUCAUGUUCGAGUCCCCGCACGCACGGCUAUUAAGAAUGAUGAGCUUCCAGACACUAUGUAGGUUCAGGUGCCCUGCUCUGAACCAGGGUUCAUGAGGUACAGUACCGGAUUCAUCUUAUUUCUCUAUCAUGUGAAUGGUAAAGUCAAGUAUAACCUCCAAAAAUAAUCUGAAAGGCGUCUUGGUGGUGAAGCGGUCAGGGCUGUUGGUUAACGUUCUGUAGACUCUGGUUCAAGUCCCUGCGGCAACCAGAGGUACCUUAAUGGAUAUGUCUUAUUUCUCUAUCAUGUGAAUGGUAAAGUCAAGUAUAACCUCCAAACAUGUUCUGGUAAGCGUCUUGGUGGUGCAGCGGUCAGGGCUGAUGGUUAACGGUUAGUUAACGCUCUGUAGACUAAGGUUUGAGUCCCCGCUCACACAGCCACCAGAGUUACCUUGGUGGCUGUAAAGUCAAGUAUGACCUUUGGAAAAGGUAAGCCACCAAGGUACCUUGGUGUGUAAAGUCAACUAUGACCACCACCAUGGCGUCUUGGUGGUGAAGCGGUCAGGGCUGUCGGUUAACGCUCUGAAGACUCUGGUUUGAGUCCCCGCAUGCACGCAUGGCUAAUAAGAAUGUUGAGCAUUCAGACACUAUGAGACACGGCCACCAGAGGUACGUUAAUG